AUGGCCGAAGAUGGGCUACAGGAGCGGUUGAACGAGCUGCGCCGCGACCUCUGGGCCCAGCCGAUCCUCGAGGAGGAGGAUGAUGAAGGGGAUGAGGUGCAGGAAGAGGAGGAGGAGCCCCGCAACGACUCUUGCGUGCGCGGAGAUGAUAGCCGGAGUGUUAAUGCCGACGGCGCCCCAGUACAGGGUCGAGCCCACAAACAGGUCGGGUUCGCGCCCCCAUUGCCCACACUGGCGGCCCACAACCGCGUAACACUUCGCUAUUCGACGAGUUUGGAGGACACGGAAGACCUCAACGAUCGGCCCUCAACUGCAGACGCCACGAGUCGCUAUAGAAAUCCGGCGCCGUUCCCCAACGUAAGUGCGGAGCUUCAGCGGUUCGGGCCCACUGUUCGGGGCGAAAUUUUCUUGCACCGUUGUCCAGUGUGCCCUCCUGUGCUAAUAAGCGGCCGAAUAAUGGGAUUUUUAAUAUACAGGCUGCUCGACCCGUCCCGCCCCACGGCCCCACCACCACCACCGCCCAAGCCACUCCACGGCCCCACCGCAACAAAGGAAACGGCGAGGGCGGCGGGCACGGAGUGGAUGAGGAAGCGGACGACGAGGAGACUAGCCCGCUGCUAAGCAGCGACCCCCGGCACGGUAUUCUGAAGCGGAGGACGUCCGGUCCGCAACCCCGCCAUGUCAUCCGACCCGUUCUGCAGCACGCCGUCUCGUUGGAUCACGCCAAAUGCGCCCCGAUGAAGGUGGCGUCCACAAUGCAAACGCCGAGCCCCUCGCUGCACCUGCUGUCGGCGCAGGGCUCGGUGCGCCGCAAGGCGCUGAAGAACAGCCGGCCGACGGUGUCGUUCGAGGAGACGACGCUCAGCGACCUGCAGCGCCAGAACCUGAUCAAGCUGCGGAACAACAUGCGGUCGUUGAACAGCGUGUCGUCGAUCGACUCCAACAUGUCGGCGGGCCGGAAGGCGUCGUUGUUUGUGCGACGCGUUUCCAUGGCCAUCCCGAGUCUGUCGGGCGACCCGGUUCCGCCAACUGUAAGCUACCGUCAUCUAGGCUUGUAUCCUUAAUUUUAUCAGUCUGUCGGGAAAAUAAUGAGCACUCUGUCGCAUCGGAAAUCGUAUCGCAAAAUAAAUUGUGCGUAAACAAAAUCAAAUUGCUUUUCGCAUCAGCGACGCGAUUGCCGCAGCGACGCUCAUUAUUUUUCUGACAGGAUAGUACAUUUUCAAGCAAUUCUUACAUGUUUAAACUUGUUUUGAAUGUAUCCAAAAUGUCAGACUCGCUAAAGCCUCUUUUCUAUAGCCGUUUUUACCAAUUCUUGUACUGUUUCCCCACGAGAAAUGAUCUCAUUUGAACCCCGUCAAAUUGUUAUUGUCAAAGUCAAAGGACUUUAAAUAGUCAUAUUCAGACAGUUGUCAAGGUCUUCUCAGGAAUUCAACGGGUCUAAAACGCUCUGAAAUAUUCAUACGGGCAUUGGGAGGGCUUUGAAUUUCUGAUUCUGGAAAAAAAUUUUUUGACUUUUUUUGAAUUUCAAAGCUUUGAUUUUUUGGUUUGAAUUUAAAUUUGCCGUUUUUUAUUUGUAAUGGGAUUUUUUUGAGGGUUGGGGACUUGAAGGCCUUUAUUUUAUCUCUUGGUAUGUUACAAGGUACAGUGAAACCUCUGUAAAAUGAAUCGCAAAUAGCCAAAAAAUGAUUGUUAUAGAAAGGAUUCGUUUUAUGGAAGCUCAUUUUGGCCUAAAAAAGUGAUUAAUGUGCCCCAUUUGAUCUAAAAAUCUUGGUAGUUUCUGCAAACCACAAGCUAAUCAUCUCGUACAUGUCUUAGACAAGAUUAUUAUAAGUUUGUCCCAAGUUUCUAAAAAUCAGAGCCUCGCACUUGAAGCUUACCUUCUGGGCAGUUACCUGUAGUCUUGAAGUCUUCAAAAUUCUUAUCUUACCUGCAAAGUUAUAGCUACCGGAAGCCUGGCACUUUACGGCCAGUUUUGUGAGAUCUUUCCCUUCAUGACUUUCCUGACAACUUUCUUCUACUAGUCUUUUAGUGAAGUCACUGGGGCGAGCUUAGGCGUCUUCACGGGGCAGAAAAAGUCAUCUUAUCUUGUGUGCAAUAUUUUACCGUUUUUCCACUGAAACAUCAUCAUUUAUAUCCAAUUUUGUCGGAUCUUCUUCAUGAUGACCUUCGUGACAAAUUUCUCCAACCUCAAGUCUAUUUUCACACUUUGUAAACGCAUUUGCAAACACAAGAACCCCAAACUGACGUCGGCGCUUACGUGAAGCCAGCCUCUUGUCAGCCGCGUGCCGUCAGCGGUGGCAUGUUCACCGGCAAUUUGAGGGGCAUUCAAGUUUUAUCGAGGCCCUCUGUUUUUUCGCCGCAUAUGAAAUUAAUUUUAUGGUUUGGCGGUAAUUUAUGGCCCUGAUUUGUGCGAAUGGCGGGCAAAAUUCACAUAAUAAGUCAUGGACUUUAUGUGGUUUGUCGGCGAGGACGGGAGAUGGGGGAGAUUGUUGGGUUCGGGGCCGGGCUUUAUGAGAUUGGCGUCGCUGGAGUAUUGGGUCUUUAUAUGUACUUGGAUGGUAAUGUUUUUUUGAUUUUUUGUUGGCUUUUUGCCCAGUUUUAUAUCCAAAAUGCCUUAUUUGGUUAUUUUCAUUAAGUGCGCAGAAAAUUUUUGUUUUUUAUUGCGAAAAUUCAACUUUGAAAAAAUGAUGAUUUUCGAGCAAAUUACAGUAAUCUCGAUCGGUUUUAACGCCCAAAAUUGCAGGAUAUACCUCCUAAUGUUGUCUGAGAUAAAAACUAAUUGCAAUAUUCUCAAAUUAUAACGUAUUUUACCUUAUUUUCCGGAAUAUCCCAAAAAAAUCUUUCGCUCCCACAAAAUUCUUAUUUUUUAAAAAAUUACAGUAAUCCUUCGGACUAAAAUUACCGACACAACAUCCUACAAGUAUUUUCAUAAAGUGCGUAGACAUUUUUCCGCCUUUUAUCGCAAGCGCACAGUGCAUUUUGCCUUUCCCCCUUGUUUGUCGUUUGCACCGUGCAUUUCUCUGUUUUUCGCACAGUGCAAAAUUAAAAAAGUGGUUUGCACGGUGCAAAAACUUUCAAAAAAAAUUGAAAUUCACGGUGCAAAUGGGUUUUUUUGCCAAGUAACGAAAAAUCUAAAAGUCUACGCACUUUAUGAAAAUCUCCAUACGUAUUCAUUACAUCGGCACAUUAGAGGUUGUAAAAACAAAUUUAUCAGUCUGUCGGGAAAAUAAUCAGCACUCUGUCGCGUCGAAAAUCGCCGAGAAAAUGAAUUGUCUUUGCGACAAAUUCAAAUUUUUUUUCACUUCAGCGACAUGAUUGGCCUAGUAACAGAGUGCUCAUUAUUUUCCCGACAGACUGAUAAAGUUCAACAGACCGCUUGACAGGCCUGUUACCGUACUUUUUCCGGCAAAUUUAUCCAUUUUACCUCAUCCGAAAACCCAUUCAUAGCCGAACACUCGUAUUUCUGGGGCACCGCUGUAAACAAACAAACAUAUAAAUUUCUCGAAUUUCGACCAUUUAUUUAGCCUUUUUCGUUAUGCAGUUGGCGUUGAGUGGGCAUAAAUUUGAACCCACGGAAGUCUUGCGUGUGGGUUCGGCUUCAGCGGCAAGACAAACCCGCCGGCUUCGCAGAGGCCGCAUCGCAGCGUAGCGAUGUCCAGUUAGCCGUAAACACUGUUUAAUCAAAAAAAAAUUUUCGGCUUUAUUGCCUAUUAUGGAGUGUUUUCGACGCGUGAAGGUCAAAGAGACUAGCAAGGUGGGUGAAAUCGGAAAUGUAGCGAUAUUUGAGGUGUUUUUGGUCUAAAUCUAUAAGGUGUAAUAUUUUUUUUAAAUACGAAUGUCUGGUAAGGCAUAUAGCAGUCUGUCGGGAAAAUAAUGAGCAUUUGGACGCAUCGAAAAUUGCAUCGCCGCGGAGAAAAUGAGUUUCGUCGCGGCAAAAUCAAUUUUCUUUUCACUUUAGCGACGCGAUCUUCCCAGCGACUGUGUCCUCAUUAUUUUCCCGACAGACUUUUUUCUUUUUUCGCAUAGUCAAAAAAAUCUCCCUCAAAAGUAAAGUAUCGGCCUUAUAAGGGAAAAAUGUAGGACUUGAUUGCACUCGGACGUUAAUAAGAUAAGCGCGCGCUUCAUUCUUCCUCUUUGUGUGCGAGGAGUUUUGCCACGGGCUUUAUGGGGAUUUUGAAUGGAAUGGCGGAAGAGGAAAGUUUCGAGACUUUAUGGAACGUUGUAAAUACAUCAAAAGGAUGACUUUGAUAAAAAAAACUAAAAAAAAAAAGUUUUAUUGAAGCUGAGAAAGUUUGAAGAGCUGUGGAGGUUCAGUGUACAGCAUUACUCUGCACAGCAAAUAUCAGUCUGUCGGGAAAAUAACGGCGGCUCCGGCUUCAGCAGCCGUCGCAACGCGAUGAUGGGCGAUUCGACGAUCCACCGUUAUUUUCCCGACAGACCGAUAAAUGGCAAAACUCGGCGCAAAAAGUCCAAAGAUCAUUUAUCGCGGCCCGAAUCCUGUCGCACUCUGAAAAAAUGAUUUGUCGCUCCGAAAAAUGGGAAUCGCGCGCGACAAAAAUCAAAAAAAUACUAGUCGCGACAUAAAGUCCGUAGAAUUUUCUGCACUGUGCAUAAUCCCGAAAAAGCAUUUUGCACUGUGCAUUCACCCGAAAACACAUUUUGCACUGUGCAAUUUUGUUGAUUUUGCCUUAUUGUCGCGCGCGAUUCCCGUUUUUCGCAGCGACAAAUCAACAUUUCGGAGCGCGACGGAAUUUGGGGGCCGCGAAAAAUUCUACGGACUUUAUGUCGCGACUAGUAAAAAUGCACUGUGCAAAUGAUGUUUUUGGGUCAAAUGCACUGUGCAAAGCAAUUUUUCGCGAUUUUCUCAGCAACACGCCAAAACCGCACUGUGCAAAUUCUCCGCACCAAACAUCGCUCCGAAAAAUGGAAAUCGCGCGCGACAAAAAUAAAAAAAAUAAAAAUGCACUGUGCAAAAAGUGUUUUUGAGUCAAAUGCACAGUGCAAAGCAAUUUUUCGUUUUCGCGCCAAAACGCGCUCCAAAACCGCUCUGCGCAAAUUCUCAGGACCUUCUGCUCGCGGGCAGUAUCUGUUUUUUGACAGAUUCUUUUUUCGGCCAUGUUCUUUGCUUCCGAUUUUAUCGGGGAGGCCGUUAUGGCCAAAGUUCGCGGGGAUUUGGAAGCGAGACAGUUUUCGGCCGUUAAAGACGACAUUUUUAGUUGUUUUCGUAUAUUGACAUAAGGCUAUUGCAGUGAGAUGGGCUUUGGCAAAAAUCUAUUUUUAAGAUUUUUUUCUUUUUUUUGUCUUAGCGUCUCUCCUAGUUUUGCGUGCUCUCUAAAAUUAAUUGUUGAAUUUCUCGGCUGUCGCUGCAAAUCAUGAACUAAAAUUUUUAGUGAAUAAUUUGUGAGGUAUGUGCAGUAAAUUUGCGAAAUUUGAAGAAUUUUGGACAUUUAUAGUCAAGCGUAUCCCCGAAAAUUAAGUUUUUUUUUUGUUUUGUGAAGCUUUUUUAGCAUUUUUUGAAGCGUAUUAGAGUUGAGCCUUUGUAUAACAAACCUAAAAAUUUAUUUGUUAUAUAAGGGUUUUGUUGAAUGCAGUUUUAUUUUUACCUAGAAUUUAGUCUUGUUGCAUCUGAAAUUUUUUUGUUAUACUGAGGUUUUGUUGUACGGAGAUUUCUUUUUACCUUUUAUCAGUCUGUCGGGAAAAUAAUGAGCACUCUGUCGCAUCGAAAAUCGCAUCGCCAAAAAAUGAAUUUUCUUCGCAACAAAAUCUUCAGCGACACAGUGACAUUGAGCUAAUUAUAUAUUUUCCCGACAAAAUAAUGGGAUAGUUUUGUUGUACAGAGUUUAAUUUUGACUAAAAAUUUACUCUAUUUUUAAGCCAAACGACUCCCAGAAUUACUGAUCUGGAAUCGUUUGAGAAGUUUUUUUGCCUCUUAUCAGUCUGUCGGGAAAAUAAUGAGCGCUAUGUCGCAUCGAAAAUCGCAUGAGAAUGAUUUGUGCUGCGGCAAAAUCAAAUUGCUUUUCACUUCAGCGACACAACCGGCGCAGCGACAUUGAGCUCAUUAUUUUCCCGACAAACUGAUAUCUUGAGUUCUCCAUUUUUUUCCAAUUUUCUUCUAAAAUUCUAAUUCCUCUUGCUCUUUUGAUCUCUUUUUUCUCUUUGAUCUCAUUUUUUCGCAACCAAAUUUCCGAACCCACUUCCCGGAAUUCAGAAUCCCCAUCUCCUUGCAGGGCCCUCCAUCUUCAUGAAAUUUGGAAACACGAAUAGAAAAAAAAAACUUUUUCACCCGGCAUUUUUGACCUUUUUUAACGCGCCUCCCCAAAGCCCUGCGGGGCCGACGGGAGUUGGGUCGUGUUUCACGGCGCUCUUCUCAUCCUUUAUAUCAUCCGUUUCCUUGUAAUUUUUUCGUCCUUUACAUCAUCCGUUUCCUUGUAUAAUAAUUUUUGUCAAAAGUCCAGAAAUAGUUUUGGGCCGCUAUUUUUGGGCCACAAAACUCGGUUGGGCCGCUAUUUUGGGCAGGUGGUUUGAGUGGGUAAAUUGGGGAGUGGAAUUGAGGCGCAUAAUUAAUGAGUUGGUGAGCAUGUGCCAUGGUGGAGUGGGCUUCACGGGGAAGGGGUAUGCAUAGAAUUUGAAAAAAAAAAGUUUGUGAAACGGAUCUUUGAUUUAUUUGAUGAAAUUUUUUUCGACAAAAAAACUGUAUUAUCAGUCUGUCGGGAAAAUAAUGAGCACAAUGUCGCUAGGCUAAUCGCAUCGCUGAAGUAAAAAAAAACUUGAUUUUGUCGCGACGCAAUUCAUUUUUUCUACGGCGAUGCGACUUCCGAUGCGACAGAGUGCUCAUUAUUUUCCCGACAGACUGAUAAAAAGUGUGAGCAAGAAUCUCCAUACAUCAAAAUCUCUGUAUAACGGGCAUUCCAGCUGUCAACGGGUCAAUUUUGGGCUAAAAUACAAAUUCGUACAACGAAGCCUUUCUAUAACAAAUGUAUUUUUAUGUUUGUUGUACAAAGAUUUUUUAGAGUACUCUUUAUUUUUCCGACAGGCUGAUACUAGGCGGAAAGUCGUCAGGAUGAAAUCGGCGACAUGCACUGUGCAAAAAAGAAUUCUUUUUGCACUGUGCAAUUUCUGUCGGAAAAAGUCCUGUUUUUGACGUCGUAUUGAACCGGUUGACCAAAAUUUUUUUCUAGAAGAUGCCCGGAUGUGUCUUCUUUCAUAUUCCAAAACGUCAUCCCUAUUUUUCUCCUGUAACUUUAGAACCAACCCAUUUUCCUCCACCAACACCUACUACAAUAUCAAAAAUUUCUUCUCUUGUCCCCGUUCGCAUAUUUUACCUGUUGACUUAAAUUUUUUUCCAGAACAUGCCCUGAGGUGUCUUCUCUCGUAUUCCAAAACGUCAGCCCCAUUUUUCUCCUGUAACUUCAGAAGCAACCCAUUUUCCUCCGCCACCACCUACUAGAAUAUCAAAAAUUUCUGCUCUCAAAUUCUCGCCCUUUUUGAUCUUGUACCCUAAGGCAUUUGGCUCGAACCCAAGCCGGAAUGUCCCCAGAAUGUCCCCAGACAAAGUCACAGGGUAACUCUAAUCUUCUUAGCCCCUCUAAGUCCGUCGAAAAUCCCCUCUCGAGGUCGGCGGAUUGCUACAUUCCCAUGUUCAUGACGUCCCUUCUUUCCGCACUUGUGCUAGCGCAACAUUUUGUGCGCGAACACUAAGCCAAUUUGCCCCGCGAAUGCACGCGUUUAACAGUCAAUCAAAAGGAGAAGGGGGGAAUUUUUCGCGCAUUCCAUGAAAAGCCUCGUGAGAGGUUUGGGCCGCCGCCCGCAGGCUAUAAAGUUUUUUGGGGGAACUAAAUGGACAGUGGUGGGUGCUGAGGGCUUUCAUUUUAUUGUAGGUAGAAGUUUUGACGAUAAAAUUUAUGUUUGUUAUGGAGAGUUUAGUCAUCAAAAAAUGGUAUGUUAUAGGUAAAAUUGGUUCAAAAAAAGGCUAAAAAAUGUACGGGGAGUAGACGAGACCUUCUUCUGCCACAUAGAUUUGAUACACAUACGUUGCGCCGUAGAAAAAUAGAGAUUUUAAACUUUUUUAUAUUAUCCUAGACAUUAACCCGACCAAAAUUAAAGUUCUCACUUUUCCAAUCCUCGAAGGCUAUUUUUUGCUAAUUUUUUGUUGUCAAAAGUCUGUACUGGGCUUUGGUAUCACCUAUAUAUGCGGUCAACUGUUUUACUACUUACUCAUUUUAUAAAAUUUCCAUUUUUCCCCCGAAAUCUUGCUGAAAAAUCAAAAAAUCCUUAAUCUUCACUGUAGCUUCCAGAAAACUCUUUUCUUCGUCCCUAUUACCCUACUUUCCGUUCCAUUUAUACACAUAGAACCCUUAUUUUCCCUCUCAUUUUUUGGUCGUGAGAAUACGGAACGAUCUCGGUUUUUUAUGCCCGCACUGAAUGGCUUCAUUUUCAACAAUGACAAAAAACAAUACUCGGAACGUCUAGAACCUUUCUCACUCGCACUUUUAUCGCUGAUGAAGUGGGUUAUGCGUUGUUUAGAAGGCUGAAAAAAAUUUUUUUUCUAGGUUUUUGGCUUGCACCGUGCAAAAUUUUUUAUUUGGAAAAUCUACACAGUGCGGUGGAAAAAUGAGGUGGAAAAUUUUUUGAUGCUAAAUUUUAAGGGAAUUACAAGUAUUUGCUACCCUCAAAAAAAUUUUUUUUGGCUAUGUAGUAUAUUUUUGGUUUUAACUUUUCGCACAGUGCAGAUUUUAUUGUUUGAAAAAUCUGCACAGUGCGGUGAAAAAAGGGGUGGAAAAAUUAUUUGAUCACAAAAAUUAAAGGUUACUAGUAUUUGCUUAUCUCAAAAAAUUUUUUUGCCGGCUAUGUAGUAUGAAUUUUGGCUUUUAAUUUUUUGCACAGUGCAGAUUUUGUUUUCCGGAAAAUCUGCACAGUGCGGGGAAGAAAUGGGGUGAAAACUUCAUAAUGCUUGAUUAUACAGGUGCUACUAGUCUCUGCUAAUCUAAAAAAUGAUUUUUGACGGCUGGUUAAUAAGAAAUUUGACCUUCAAUUUUUUGCACAGUGCAGAUUUGGUUUUUCGAAAAAUCUGCACAGCUCGAUGAGAAAAUGGAGUGGAAGCUUUUUAAUGCUGAAUUUUAAAGGUUCAGUUGUAUUUACUCACCUCAAAAAAAAACUUUUUGACUGCUGAUUAAUAAAAAAUCAGACUUUUAAUUUUUUGCACAGUGCAGAUUUUGUUUUUCAAAAAUUCCGCACAGUGCGAGUGCAUUAUUAAAAAAAUCGUUUUAUAAUGAAUUUGAAGAGUCUUCCAAUAUCUUAAAAAAUGCAUGAAUUCACCUUCCAUCUACUGGUACAUGAUAAAUUUCACUUUUUAUUUCCAGCACAGUGCAUAUUUUGUUUUUUAAAAAAUUUUGCACAGUGCGGGAAAAAAUCCAAAAAUAAGGCCUAUUUCACAUUCACAAGCCGUAAUUACCUUCAAAUUUUUUUGGUCUGUCUACUGAACCUUUGCCAAUUAACUUCCCUUCGUAUCCCUAAUCGUCACGUAGACCUUUUUCAAAUGUCAACUUCGUCUGUUCGCGCCCCAACCUAAUUUACAUUUAUAAUUUAUUUAGCGCCUGCUGAUGUCUGAAUUCCCGAUUCUCUUGCGCUCGAAAAUUUAUGAACAUUGUCGCGGCGAAUGUGUGUGUCUUGAACUUUGUUUGAGUGCACUGUGCCGGAAAGGCUUUUUCGGGAUUUUUCGAGUUGUUGAACAAACGAGACUGGUCUGAGAGUUGAACUGGUUGGUUUUUGAGGUCUUCAGGACUGCCUGGAGAUAAUUUAUGGAUGGAUAUAUUAUACUAUGACAACAAAAUGGUUUUUUGAAAAAAAAUUUUUUUUUAUUUUUUUUUUGGUUUUCUUGUGUAAUAUGAGUGAAAAAUUGCCUCAAAAUGUUUUUUAUUGUCCUCAAGGCAUUUAAAAAAAUUUUUUUUUGCGAUUUUAAAAUUUUUUGAAAUUUAUAUUUUUUUUUUCUAAUUUUUAAGAUUUUUUGAAAAAAUUGGUCAAAUUUAAAGAAUAUAGAUCUUCAGAAGCCUCAAUCAUAAAUUUUUGUCGACUUUUUUAUCAAAAUUUUUCCAAAAAAUCCCGUUUUCCCCAAAAAAUCAUCAAAAAAUCCAUUUCCCUCCCUUCAAGACCCCCCCCUUUUAAUUCCCUUCCACUCAAUCUAUCAUAUUUUUAUGAACCUCCAAGUUCGCUCUCCUCCUUCAUGACGCUGAGCCCUCGCCCUUUCCUUCAAGCACUUUCUUGGCCCGCAAAACUUGGGCCAAAAAUGGGGGGAGCGCGCGAGAAAUCCCCGGCAAUGAUUUAUAAUUCGGGGCCCGGAGGACGUCACUGCCGCUGCGAGGGAAAUACAUUAGACGCGAAUAUGAAUAUAUUUAGGGCCGAUGGGGUUGCAAUUUUUCAGGAUUUUCGGAAUUAUUGAGAUUAAUCGGGGAAAUUUUGGGAUUUUUGUGGAAAAAUUUCGAAAAAUGGGAUUUUUGGGAAUUAAAAAAAAAUAAGAAAAAGUUUUUUUUUUAAUUAAAUAUAUUUUAAACAUGCUUUCAACACCAACAAACUGCGUAUUUUGAAAAAAAAAAAUUUUUUCACUUUUUCAAAAAAAAAUUUUUUUUUCUUUCCAAGAAUUUAUGUCUAUUUUUUGAAAGCCCGGAGGCCAAAAAGCCGUAUUUCUAUAAUUUCAUUAGACGCCGAGUGGAAUUCCGAGUGCCGCGCGUCAAAUAAUGAGAAUUGAAACAGUUGAAGAGCGCCUAAUUUUUUUGGGGUAUUUUAGGAAAUGCCCCGGGGCAAUUGGUCCGGAAUAUCGUGUAGAAUGUCUGCGGCGUCUUUUUAGACAUUUUAGUUGUUGUCUUUGGCAUGAUUUUUACUUUAAUUUUUUUGGGAAAAUUGAAGAGAUGUUGAGAAUGAGGAAGAAAUUUGAUUUUUUAUCAUUUUCUCUCAAAAUUGGGCAAGAUCGCCUAAGGGCUUUUGUAUUUUUAGGUUGCCUAUGCUCUGUUCUUUCUUUUGAUGUACAAAACAUAAUCAAGAUUUGGCGUAUUUUACCCUAAAAUCCUCUUUUUUGUUGGUUUACCCAUCAAGUCCUGUCUAAGCAAAAAUUAAUGCCCUACGGCAAAGUUGAAGAAAUUAUUUGUAAGAUGACUUCUGAAUAACGUAACACAGACCCCAGUAGACGCUCUGCACUUUACAUCACAUUUCUAUUCUUGGUGCUACAAUAGAUAUUAGCUUUUCUUUUCAUCCCUCUACUUCAAGAACUCCGAACUACAUUUCAGCUUCGUAAAACCCCCAAAAUGUAGUUCCUAAUCACAAGACCGGUCUCUCUCUCUCGUCCACCUUACACCCCGCAUACAAUUUCACAUCAUUCGCCGCCGCCCCUCGAGUACCGUAAAUUGCUCUAAUCCUCGGCUCUUGUUCAGUUGCCCUCCCCGCAAAAACAGGUCGCGCGGAAAUGUGGCCGCCGAAGUAGGAUGCCAGCGGCUGAAGGUGAUGACGGUUGAACCGUGCGCCUCUUGCCCCAGUGUCGCGCCGAAUCCACGAAAACGGUGGACAGUCGCGCCAAGAUUCCGCGCAUCGCGCGUGGAAAGGCCAUGCAUGUCUUUCAAAACGGGUCCGUCAACGUAAGUCCGCCACCAACGCGAAAUGAGCUGGAUUCGCGUGGUGGAUGUUGAAAAAAGUUUUGGAAAAAUGUUUAGUAGAGUCUAUGCUUUGAAUGGUAAAGCGGAAAAAUGUAUUUUACAUGUAUUUACACUCACGGUAAUUUUGGGAUUUUUUCGAAUUUUUUGGAAAUUUUGAAGUUUUUAACAAAUUUUUUGUUUAGAAAUAGAAUUUUAUCUUAGUGUAUACAAUAUACAACAGUUCUAAGAAAAAAAAUUUAUCAUUUUUACACUAAAAAAGCAAAAAUUACAUUUUGAAAUUUUUUGAUUUUUUCAUCGUAUAAAAUGUCGCCAUACGAAAAAUUGAUGCCAAACUAAAAAAUAUAGUAUUAUAUCUCUACUAGAGUAAAAAAUCCGCCGGAAAAAUCUCAAAAUUCUCAGUUAUCCUGUCUUUUUUUCCGUCUCCUCUAGUCUAAUGUCUAAAUCAAUACAAUUUUUAGUAAUAUCCCAAUUUUUAGGUAUUAUCGUUGGGUGCGGAUGUACUGCCCGAGUACAAACUUCAACAGGCUCGAAUACACCACUGCACAAUUGUCCAUUACUCUCCCUUCAAGGCGGUAUGGGACUGGAUCAUAUUGCUCCUGGUCAUCUACACCGCCAUCUUCACGCCCUACGUGGCCGUCUUCUUGCUCAAGGAAGUGAGUUGGGGGCUGUUUGAUAAUUUUUUUGGAGAUUUUUUUUAUUUUUUUAGGUUUUUAAAACUUUUGUUUUUUGCGCACAGUGCAGAUUUUUCGUGUCUGCACAGUGCGGGGAAAAAAUAAAAAUUUUAUUUUUGUUUCAAAACUCAUUUUUAAAGCAAAAAUUCAUUUUUUCAAAAAUUUAUUUUUCACUGCACCGUGCAGAAUUUUUAUUUCUGCACAGUGCAGAAAAAAAAUUUUUGCACAGUGCGGGGAAAAAAUAGAAAUUUUAUUUUGGCUUCAAAACUCAUUUUUUAAAGCAAAAAUUCGUUUUUUCAAAAAGUUAUUUUUCACAUCAUUAUUUUUUGAGGCUUCAAGAUUUAUUUUUCUACACAAAAAUUCAUUUCUCCAAUAAGUUAUUUCUGACUUUUUGCACAGUGCGGACAAAAAUUUUUUUUGCAUGGUGCGUCAAAAAAUCGAAAUUAUUGAAAAAAUCGAAAAUUCUGUCGGGAAAAUAAUGAGUACAAUGCCGCUGUGCCAAUCGUGUCGCUGAAGAGAAAAAAAAAUUGUUUUUUUCCGCAACACAAUUCAUUUUUUGGCGAUUUUUGAUGCUAAUGCUGGCGAUUUCUGAGUGCUCAUUAUUUUCCCGACAGACUGAUAUUUAGACUUCAGAACUAGUUUUAUCGGUAAAAAAAUCGAUUUUAAUCAAAUAUGAUUUUUUACAGCACUGUGCAAAAUUUUGUUUUUUGCACAGUGCAUCAAUGUCAUAAAAAAAUUUGAUUUUUUUUUUUUUUUUUUUGAAAAAAAUGAAAUUUUUUUCAUUUUUAAGAGAAUUUCUAUAUCUCCUACCUUCCAGAAUCACAACCAUCAAAAACGGGGCCGGUUCGAGAGCACGCUCGACCUGGCCGACCUCAUUGUGGAUAUCAUGUUCAUCGUGGACAUAAUCAUCAACUUCCGCACCACCUACGUCAACGAGAAUGAGGAGGUGGUGUCGGAUCCGCACAAGAUCGCCAAACAUUACUUCACCGGCUGGUUCCUCAUCGACAUGAUCGCCGCCAUCCCCUUUGAUUUGUUGUUGGCGAGUAGUGAUGAGGCGAAUGUGAGUUAUGCGAUUUUUUAUUUGUUGAGAAUUUUAAGAUUUUUAAAAUUUGAAAAUGGAAUUUUUUGCAGAAUUUUUGAUUUCAAAUUUGAAAAAAUAAAAAAAUGAAAAAAAAAUAUUUUCUUGUUUUUUUGGAAUUUAUUUUAUUUUUUUUGUGAACUGAAAAAUUUUAAAAAUAAAAAAAUCCAAAAAAUUAUUUAUUUUUUUAUUUUUCGUUUAUGAUGAAUUCAAUUUUAAAAUAUUAAAAAAUUUUUGCACUCAAAACCCAAAAAAAAAUUUCUAAUCCAAAAAAUCCCAAAAUUGAUAAAUUUUUAAAGCCAAAAAAAAUCCAAAAAUUCCAUUUUAACCCCAAAAUCUCAUCUUCAGACCACAAAAAAAAAAUUCGAGCACAAAAAACCCCCAAAAAAAAUUUUUAAUUCAAAAAAUCCCAAAAAUAAAAAAAAAAUAAAAUUAAUAAAAUUUUUAAGCACAAAAAUUCCAAAAAUAAAAUUUUUCACCCCGAAAUAUCAUUUUCAGACAACCUCAAAAAACUGAAUUCAAAAAAUCCCAAAAAUAAAAAAUCAAAAUAAAUUUUUUUUUUUUUUUUUUUUUUUUUGAAAAUUCCAAAAAUCCCAAAUUGACCCCGAAAAAUCAAAAAAACAAUUUUUUAAAAUAAAAAAAAAUAAAAAAACUUUAUUUUUCGUUCUUUAUGAAUUCAACUUUAAAAUAUUAAAAACUUUUUGCGCUCAAAACCAAAAAAAAUUUUUUUUAAUCCAAAAAAUCCCAAAAUUGAUAAAUUUUUAAAGCCAAAAAAUUCCAAAAAUUCCAUUUUAACCCCAAAAUCUCAUUUUCAGACCACUUCAAAAAAUUCCAAAAAAAUUUUUUUAUUCAAAAAAUCCCAAAAAUAAAAAAAAAAGCAAAAUAAAAAUUUUUUUGGAACUAAAAAUUCCAAAAAUCCCAAAGUCACCCCGAAAAAGCCAAAAUCCCAUUUUCAGACCACAACUCUAAUCGGCCUCCUAAAAGCGGCCCGUCUAUUACGAUUGGUCCGGGUUGCGCGCAAACUGGAUCGAUAUUCGGAGUACGGCGCGGCCGUGUUGAUGUUGCUCAUGUCGACGUUCGCGCUGAUCGCUCAUUGGUUGGCGUGUAUUUGGUACGCGAUCGGGAGUCAUGAGCUCCCGCACAAAGAGAUCACGUGGCUUCAUCAGCUUGGUAAGGACAUGGACUUCGGCAGAUGGCGUAAUUUUUUUUUGCUUCUUCGCUUUCCUUAUAGUGUUUUGUGAAUUUUAUGGUGAUUUUUUGUGAUUGGCUGGACUAAAAUAUUUUGCUUCAAAAAGGUUUUUUUCAAAUGAAAAAGAAAUUUUGCACAGUGCAAAAUCAUUUUUUUCAGCACGGUGCAAAAAAAUUUCUAUUGUAUUUUAGCUGGUCUAGGAGAUAAAAAAAAGUUUUAAAAUGAGGUUUUAGGAUAAAAUACGGUCAGUUUAACCUUUUCCGGCUGAAUUCUAAGACUUGUUUUUCCGGAAGUAGUCGAAAUCUGAGAAGAAUUAUUUUUCGCACUGUGCAAAAAUCAUUUUUUCCGCACAGUGCAAAAAUCAUUUUUUUUUUGCACAGUGCAAAAAAUUUUCGAUCGUAUUUUAGCGGAUCUAUGAGAUAGAAAAAAGUCUCAAAAUUAGUUUUUAUGGUAAAAUACGGUCAGUUUAACCUUUUCCGGCUGAAUUCUAAGACUUGUUUUUCCGGAAGUAGUCGAAAUCUGAGAAGAAUUAUUUUUCGCACUGUGCAAAAAUCAUUUUUUCCGCACAGUGCAAAAAAUUUUCGAUCGUAUUUUAGCGGAUGUAGGAGAUAGAAAAAAGUUUGAAAAUGAGUUUUUUGGGUAAAAUACGGUCUAUUAAACCCAUAGCAAUUUAAAUGCCAAGAGUUUUUCUCUGGAAAUAGUUGAAAUCUGAAAAAAAAUUCUUUCCGCACUGUGCGGGUAAAAAUUUUUGCACAGUGCAAGGAAAAUUUCGAUCGUAUUUUAGCUGGUACAGGAGACAAAGAAAAGCUUGAAAAUGCGUUUUUCGGGUAAAAUACGGCCAAUUUCUUCAUGUCUUUAAAAUUUUUCCGCACAGUACAAAAAAAUUUCGAUCGUAUUUUAGCGGAUUUAGGAGAUAGAAAAAAGUUCGAAAAUGAGUUUUUAGGGUAAAAUACGGUCUAUUAAAUCUUAGCAAUUUAAAUUUCAAAACUUUUUUUCUCAAAACAGUGGAAAAUCCGAGAUAAUUACAUGUAUUUUUCGCACCGUGCGGAAAAAAAAAUUUUGCACAGUGCAAAAAGUUUUGCUUGUUGUUUGCUUCUAAGGCUGUUCUUUGGGUAUGUGAAUAACCAAAAAAGUAUUUCCAUUUGCCUAAAUUUUAAAAAAAAUCCCAUUUUCCCCAAUAUUCCCCCAAAAAGUUUCAAAAAAUCCCAAAAAAAACUUUUUUAAUUUCCAGCCCGCAACCUCAACGAACCGUACACCUCGAGCGGGAAUGGCUCAAUGCCAACAGGCGGUCCGUCGCUGCAUUCGCGCUACGUGACAUCCUUGUAUUUCACGCUGUCGACCAUCACUUCCAUCGGCUUCGGAAAUGUGUCCGCCACGACGGACGCCGAAAAAAUCUUCACCAUUGUGAUGAUGAUUGUUGGAUGUAAGUUCGGUUUAUAUUCUAAGAUUACUUAUUUUUCUCAAUUUUGCAAAAAAUUUUCAAAAAAAAUCACCGCACCGUGCAAAUUUUGAAAAAUCUUUUUUUGCACGGUGCAGCAGAAAAAAAAUUGAAAUUUUUGACAUCUCAAGAAUUAGAAUGCUCUAAAAAUUUACUGUGCAAAAUUUCUUAGUAAAAUCUUGUAUCUGCACCGUGCAAACCCAAUAAUUUUUCAUUGCACAGUGCGGUUUAAAAAAUUUAUUUAUUUUGCACGGUGCGGACAAGAAAUCAAAAAAUUUUAAACUCGGCCUAAAAUUAACAUGUUAUUUUCACUUCAUUACAGUAUUUUAAUUUUUCUACUUUGGGUUCAGCAAAGUGCAAAAACCGACAUUUUUCGCUGCACUGUGCGGUUUUCUAAAAAUUUUUCUUUUGCACAGUGCAAAGAGAGCGAUAUGAAAAAUUUUUAUGGCCUAUAUUUUCUACAGGCUUUGGACUUUUUUACCAACCUACUUUCAUUCCCCUAGGCAUUCGCUGAACUUUGCAAUCGCCAAAAUUUUUUUCGCUGCACUGUGCAUUGCCAAAAAAAACCUUUUCGGAGUGCACAGUGCAGUGAAAAAACAAGUUUCAGUGACUGUGAAGAAUGAGAAAUAAAAAGUCUUGUUUCGCGGUUAAAAAAAAUCUCAUAUCUCUAUUUUUACAACCUCUGUUUUCAGCGUUAAUGUACGCUUCGGUGUUCGGAAACGUCUCGGCGAUCAUCCAACGACUGUACAGCGGAACGGCGCGAUAUCACACCGAGUUGUCGCGGUUGCGCGAGUUCAUCAGGUUUCACCAAGUGCCCAACCCCCUCAGGCAACGGUUAGAGGAGUACUUUCAACACGCCUGGUCCUACACCAAUGGCAUUGACAUGAAUACUGUGAGUUUUAUCAAAAUUAAUAUGGUGACUCCAUAGACGUAUUUUACAAAAAAAAAUGCCAAACAUUUUUUGGCAUCUCAACGAAUUUCUGCACAGUGCGAAAAAAUGUUCUGCACGGUGCGAAAAAAAAAAUUUCGAUUUUUCAAAUUUUUAGGUAAAAAAGCUUUGAAAUUUUAAAUUCACUCAUUUACACUAUCCGUAUUUUACUCUAUAAACCACUUUAGGAAACUUUUUUUAUCUUAAAAAAAGCUUAAAAUACGAUCGGAAUUUUUUUGUUUCUGCACGGUGCGAAAAUUUUUUUCUCCAUUUUUGGUAUUUUUAUGGAAAAAAGUUUGGGAAUUUUAACUUCAAAAAAGUUGGAUGACCAUAUCAUUACUCCAAAAAUCCUUUUUCAAUAACUUUCUUUAUCUGCCAGCUGGCUUAAAAUGCGAUUGGAAAUUUUUUGCACUGUGCAGAAAAAAUUUUCAAUUUUUCAAAUUUUUAGGUAAAAAAUUUCGGGAAUUUUAAUUUGAUUAUGAUAAACGAGCCGUAUUUUACUCUAAAAACUGUUUUAAAUAGCUUUUUUAUCUUCCAAAUCGCCUAAAAUACGAUUGAAAAUUUUUUGCACUGUGCAGAAAAAAUAUUUUUGCACUGUGCGAAAAAAAUAUUUUCUCACUUUUUCAACUUUUUAGGUUAAAAAGCUUUUGAAUUUUAAGUCCACUUUGUUAGACCAGCCGUAUUUUACUCUACAAACUGUUUUGAAUACCUUUUUCUAUCUUCCAAACCGCUUAAAAAACGGUUGAAAAUUUUUUGCACUGUGCAGAAAAAACAGUUUUGCACUGUGCGAAAAAAAUCCCAAAUUUCAUGAUCCCCCAAAAAAUCCUUCCAAAAUGACCACCUAAACAUCAAUUUUCAGGUGCUCAAAGGGUUUCCCGACUGUCUUCAAGCCGAUAUUUGUUUACAUUUGCACCGGAAUCUCCUCAAUUCUUCGCCGGCCUUCAAAGAUAUUUCCCCCGGCUGUCUUCGGGCGCUCUCUUUGCGGUUUCGAACCACACAUUCUCCGCCUGGUGAUACUUUGGUCCAUCGAGGCGACAUUUUAACGGGAUUAUUUUUCAUUGCCCGAGGGUCAGUGGAAAUCGUGGACCAGCACGACCAAGUUGUUGGGAUUUUAGGUUGGUUUGGGGGGAUUUUUUUUUUUUUUUUUGAAGUUUUCUGAGGGAUUUUCAAUUUUCUUGAAUUUGAAUUUUUUUAUUUUCAAAAAAAAAUUUCUUUAAUUUUCAAAAUCUUUUUUUUUAAUUUAAAUUUUUUUUAUUUUUCUCAAAUCAUCCAAAUUCCAUCCAAUCCCCCCAUUUCUUCCAGGAAAAGACGACGUGUUCGGCGAGAACCCGGUCUAUUACGAGGACGUGGGCAAGGCCUCGUGUUCGGUUCGCGCCCUCACCUACUGCGACCUGCACAAGAUCCUGCGCGACGACCUGCUCGACGUCCUCGAAAUGUACCCCGAGUUCGCGCAGAGCUUCUGCGAGAAGCUGGUGAUCACGCACAACCUGCGCGACGUCCGCAUGAGCGGCAAAGAGGGCGGGUUUCGGAAGCGGAUGCUGAGUCAGCGACACAAGCUGUUGCGCAUGUCCUCCUCGCAUCGCGAGAAUCAGUGUGAGGACGUGCGCGCGUACAGCAGUCAGUUUCGGAAUCUGGAUGAGCCGCAGAUGGUCAGCGAGGCGACCAAUGUCCCGUCGCCGCAGAGCGAGAAAGGCGCAGGUGAGCAUGGUGAAUACAAUUUUCGGUCGAUUUUUGUGGUUCUUUUCUCAGUUUCGGAUUGAAUAUAAUUUAUGGAGUAUCUAAGCCCAAUUUUCUCCCGAUCUAGCGUAAAAAAUGUCUAAUUUUUAGGAUUUUUUGAUAUAAUUUAUAUUAUAGUAGGUCACCUAAAAUAAGGUUAGAAUUUUUGAUAUUCCUACCAAGUAAGUGUUAUAUAUGGAUGCCUUGUGGACUGGAGUGUAUUUUAAAAUCAAAAUCUAUCGAAAAUUUUAUGAAAUAUUCGCUUUCUCCCUCUUUUUCCAAAUUUCCCCAAAUUUUUGAUGAUUUUUCGUAUUUGCUAAACUUCAAGUCCUAAUAAAUGCGCUAGACAUUUUUUUAAGUGUGUUUAGGCCCUUUAAAAUAUAGAGAAGUCAUCUUAAAUUCACCUUCCUACUAGGAAACCUCAGAAACUCGAAAAUUGUUCAAAAUGGGUGAUGUUUAGGGAUAAAAUCACGAUUUUCGUCAAAUUUUCGUUCGGUUACUGUAGCAUUGGAGUCUAAUGGUGGCAGAAUUUCCUUUUAUUCCCUCUAGAUUCGAUAUAUCCCCUAUAUACCCCCUUAUUUCCCCAAAAUCAUCAAAAAUUUAUAUUACACUAGAGACCCCCCAAAAAACUCAACUCUUCUUUUAUAAAAUUUGUUAAUAGUAUACUAAUUUCUUGUUUGCCCUCCUGAUUUUGCCUGACCAAUUUUAACCGGUUGCUUUUUAUUUGAAGAUAACACGUUGGAUCGAGUGAAGCGGAGUUUGAAUCAGAUGAGUUUCGAGAAUAAUAACAACCCACACGGCGUGCGGAAUAACAAUGGUGAGUGCUCAAUCUGUGCGGAAUGUGAUGUCGUCUGAGUUUUUGUACCCUGUCGACCUUGAAAACGUCAUUUUCACGUGAUUUUUGAAAUUUUUCGACAGUUUUGAUGUUGUACUUGACAAACUUCAACUUUUUUACUCAUAACAAAGCAAUGAGUCACUGUAUUUUUUAACCUAGCAGUCCUUGUAGUUGUAACUAGUCUUUGUGGUCUCAUGGCUAUUUAUUUUCUGUGUUUUUGAGCUACUAACGCUUGAUUUAUACCAUUGAUCGUCAAUCUCUAAUAUAACAUAAAAAAUAGUGUAAAAGCACUACAAAACUGUUACUUUCAACGCUAAAUUAACCGUUUUAUAACCGUUUCUUGUCAUUCCGAGUUUCCGAUCAAAAUUUACUCUUUGACAUUUCGCUAUCAAUUUUUUGACGAAGUGUCACAAAAUUAUUGGAAAUUUAUUUCUUGCAUUUUUAUUGUUUGCAAUACGUUUCGAAAAGUGUAAACCAUUGAAAUCACUAUUAUUUUACCCGUUUUCACUCUUUUUAGAGCUAUUUUUUAACCAAAAUUUCGAUUUUUCCAAAAAAUUUCAAAUUUCAAAUUUUUUUUUGUCAAAAAAGUCGUUUUUUUUGUUGCAAACUUUCUCUCCCUGCUUCUCUCACCCUCGCCUAACUUGUUUUACCUACCCUUUGCUGCAGGUCAUCCCCCCAUAACCCAUCGAACUUCGGCGGAUUCUCGGAGUUUCGGCGAGACUGAACCCCUUCUUUUAGUCGACGCCGAUGUGGAUUCCCGGCCUCAGAGUCUGCAGCUACGCCCGGAUCGACCUCAUCCCCGCUUGUCGCCGACUCCAUCUAACGAAAAAUGUAAUUUUUUAUUCGGUUUUGUUGUCGCUAACGCUUUCAUAAUGUUUUUUCCUUCUUUUUGCUGGAUUGUGUAACUUUUCGCAAUUUUUUGGGUACUAAUGGGGAAACUAACAAGUGUUUGAGUGUCUAAAAUUGUAAUAGGGACCUUUACCGAGCUUUUGAGACGGUUUCUUUAAACUUUGUAGUUAAUUUACGAGGAAAAAUCGAGUUUUGGACAUCUGAUGUCAUGAGCAAUAUAAUUUUAUGUUUUUUAGGCCAACGAAUCCGUCGGUUUUACUUUUUGUGGAUUCUAGGAGUGUUAAAACUUAUUUUAAGCCAUUUGCAAAUUAUUUUCCGAGUUAUUUUUGCUUAUUUUUAGGCCUAUCUUAUACUAGACAUGUGAUAUACAGUGAUUGCCAAAUUUCUAGGCCUUUCUCCAUAAAUAAAAUGUCUUGUUCCCCUCCAAAAUACUCCUCAUAUUCUUCUUUUUCCAGGGCAACCUCGAGCGGUCACUUUUGCAAAAGAAAAUGAGGAGAAUCGAUACAAUUUCCUCAGCCAGAGGUUGGAUAACAUCGAAGGGUGAGAAAAAAUUUUCCAUUGAACUGAUUAACCUGAAUUUUCGUUUUUAGGCAUCUCUCGCAAAUGCAGAACAAGAUGAACACCGAUUUCGAGGAGAUCAUUCGAUUACUCAGGUUGUCCGGAGCUCUGAGCACGGCCGCUAGCAGUAGUAGUAAGUAUAAUAUUUUUAUUCGUUUUUGCUUGAAAUUUAGGAUUGCCUGUAACAGUAAAGAAGCUUGAGGACAUUUGCCGUCUUUUUAGACCAUUUUAGUUGGAAUUGAUAGAAAAUUAGCUGGCUUAGACAUCAAAAAUAUUAUUUUAGGUAACAUUUUAAAACUUUUGGAUUUGAACUGUAAAUUCUUUGAUCCAGCGGAAUUUUGAUAUAAUUCUAGAGGUAUUUAAGUCCUUUUCAAAGCACUAUUCCUCAUAAGAACUUUUUUUGAGAUUAAAAUUAUUACUUUAGUCUAAAUUUUGAUUUAUAAUGUUUUAAAUGCAAAAUACGUCCAAAAAUCUGACAUUUUUAGCCGGAAGCUCUCAUCUGAAUGCGUUAACAAUCGAUUUGAACGAGAGAAGUGGAGCCACUUCUUCGAUGUCCGGUCCAACCUCCAGAAAUGGUGAUCUCGAACAAAACUCGACCUCUAGAACGCCGAACACAGUGAAAGUUGGGAACUGUACACAGGUAAGGGCUUUGGAGAUUAUUUGUUUUGACUUUUAGGAAGAAAAAGGAUUGGGGUUUCGUCUGGCCGGUCUCCUCUUUUUGAAUAUUCUCUCGAAAAAAAUGUUGUUGAAAAUCUUGGCGGAGAUAGAGCAGUAAAAUCUUUUUUGUGGUUGAUUUGAGGGCAUUUUGAAGACCUUUGCAAAUUUUGGUGGAAAAUGGAAAGAAAUUUUUUCGGGUUUUUUCGGUCAUGCCUAGUGUAAUAUAAAUUUUGGGUUUGGAAAUGGUCUAGUAGUUUCAACACUGGCGGACCUGAUCCAGGGGCAAAAAACGUACUAUUUUGCAUCUGGGAAGUAUCACAAAUAUGGCAAAAUACCUCCUCCAACUGAAAAGCUCAGGUUUCAAAAGCGCGCCCGUUCUUUUUGUGAAGGAACUUUCAAACCGGAGUUUUUAGUUGGAAAGAGAGGUAUUUUGCUGCAUUUUUGAUACUUCCCGGAUGCAAAAUGGUGCGUUUUUUGUCACUCGAUCAGGUCCGCCACUUUGGCAACUGCUCUAUCUCCUUACAGCCAAGAUUUUCAGUAAUAUUUUUUUUCGAGAGACCAUACAAAAAAUGGGAGUUGGACGAUUGGGGAAACCAAAAAGUAUUAUUUUUCUUCGAUGCAAAUGUCGAAAUCGACCUUGCUGAAGUCGAAAAUCUUGUUAAUUUUUUUUAUUUUGAAAGCUGCACCAUCGAAAACCCGUAAAUCGAGUAUUUAUGAAAAAAAAUCAAAAAAUUACUACUUUACAGUACUACUUAAGGAAAAAAGUAAAGAUCAAAAAAAUAAAUCACUUUCGAAAACAGCACCUUAGAUUAUCCUAACUUCGACACUUGCAUCGAAGAAAAGUAAUACUUUUCGGUUUCUCCAAUCGUCCCACGUCAAUCCAAAUAGAAGAAGAAAUUUCCCGCCCCUUUUUGGUGAUUCGUUCAAAACGAAAUGUCACUAUCCGAUAAAAAGCAUUUUCUUAUCUUUUUGCUUCCUUUUCGAGAAAAAGCAAUUAUUUCGGGCGAGAAAAAGUGCCGAUAAUUUCGCGACAUUUCGUCUCUCUUUUAAAUCAAUGAAAACGAUACGAAGUUUCGAAACGGUUCAGGAAAUGCGCUGGAUUGACAUGCGUCCCAGUUCCACAAAAAAUUGAUUUUUCCACUCUUACAACGGCUUCUUUUCAGCGUCCCAACACCCUUGCGCCCGCUCCCAGCGAGGAGCGACUCCCGCUUCUGCCCGAGACCUCGCUGUCUCCGCCCGACAUCAACCCCAAGUUCAUGCCGAUGAGCGUGCUGCCCAGCGAGCUGAGUCCGGCGGGGUCGGCGGGCGAGCGCCGCUCCCUGUACCGCUCCGCAUCCCGCGAGCCCACGCAGAGCUCCGACCCCGACGCCGUGUGCGCCCUGGCCUCACCCGACGACGACACAUCCCUCUGA
Molecule: messenger RNA, 22970 nt
Organism: Bursaphelenchus xylophilus (pine wood nematode)
Lineage: Eukaryota; Metazoa; Nematoda; Chromadorea; Rhabditida; Aphelenchoididae
Source: the annotation of a GenBank genome assembly